Messenger RNA from Macrobrachium nipponense, 1654 nucleotides. RefSeq names its product alkaline phosphatase-like. Gene Ontology annotation, molecular function: alkaline phosphatase activity. Lineage: Eukaryota; Metazoa; Arthropoda; Malacostraca; Decapoda; Palaemonidae. The transcript is spliced from 11 exons. Bases 59 to 1618 code for a protein of 519 amino acids. The record is from RefSeq and is a predicted model, not a curated record. Gene Ontology annotation, biological process: dephosphorylation.
UUCUUUACCUCCUAACAGGUCGUGUCAAAAAAGAAGGUAGAUAAUUUCUCGAAGAAAAAUGCAGUUCGUUUCGUGCCUUCUAGGCAUAUUCCUGGCCCUAGUCCUACAGGCAGAAGCGAAGGCGCCGUUGAGGUACCACGAAGAUGAUUACCACCCGAGGUCACGGGCUUCCAUCGUUAUGAGAGGCGAAGACAAGGAUUACUGGACGAAAGACGCACAGGACGCCUUGACGAAGCAGCUAGGAAUCCAGCUGCGGGAGAAGCAGGCCAAGAACAUCGUCUUCUUCCUCGGGGACGGCAUGUCCUUCAGCACCGUCACGGCCGCCAGGAUCCUGAAGGGCAGCAAGACGGGCAAGUUCGAGCGGGAGACCCUCUCCUGGGAGGAGUUCGACUUUGCUGCCCUCAGCAAGACGUACAACACCCAAAUGAUCGUGACAGACAGCGCCGCCAGCGCCACAUCUUACCUGAACGGAGUGAAGACCAACCAGGGAAUUAUUGGACUCGACGUCAACGGGAUCAGAGGAAACUGCUCCUCCCAGUUGGAUGAGUCCAUCUACACCUCCUCCAUCGCUCAGUGGUUCCUGGAAGCUGGAAAAUCGGCCGGUUUCGUAACGUCCACCCGCGUGACUCACGCCACCCCUGCUGGAACCUACGCCCACAUCGCCGAGAGAGACUGGGAGGACGAUAGUUUUGUUGAAGACGACUUAGCUGAUCCUGAGAUUUGCGAUGACAUUGCUGAGCAGCUGGUCUUCAGAGAGCCUGGAAAGCAUUUCAAGGUUAUCCUGGGAGGCGGUCGUCGCGGUUUCAUUCCCGUCGAAGAACAUGACGUGGAGGAGGGAUCUGCGGGAUACCGACGGGAUGGGAAGAACCUCAUCAACGCCUGGCUGGAGGAGAAGGAGAAGAUGGGAGCAUCUGCCGCCUACGUCUGGAACAAAGAUGACCUCUUGGCCGUUGACAUCCAGAACACGGACUAUCUCAUGGGUCUAUUCUCCCACUCGCACAUGGACCUCGUCCUGGACAGAGACGAAACUCAGGACCCGACUUUACCCGAGAUGACUAAAGUCGCCAUUGAAAUGUUGUCGAAGGACCCCAACGGAUAUUUCCUCCUGGUCGAAGGUGGAAGAAUCGACCACAUGCACCACGAAAAUCGGGCACAUAAGUCCCUCUACGAGGUCCUGGAUUUCGAGGAAGCCGUCACCAUGGCUCUCUCUAUAACAGACCCAGAGGAGACCAUUGUCAUCGUCACCGCUGACCAUGGCCACACGCUCAACAUCAACGGCUAUGCAGAGAGAAACGAGGAUAUUUUUGGAUAUUCUGGAAUCAGCGACAUCGAUGACAAGAAGUUCACUUCCCUGAGCUAUGGAAAUGGCCCUGGCUUCAGACUUGCUUCAGACGGCCGGUAUGAGCCCACUGAUGAAGACAUAAAGGAUCCCGAAUUCCAGUACACCUCAGGGAUCCCAAGGGACUCUUCUACACAUGACGGCACUGACGUAGGAAUCUGGGUUCACGGUCCGUUCGCCCAUCUAUUCACAGGUGUCUACGAGGAGAUCUACACCCCGCACGCCCUGGCCUACGCCGCUUGCGUCGGCCACGGUCGCAAAUUCUGCGACGAGAAAUGAGUUUCUGAUAGUUUAUAAAGUAGUUCCAGAACCCUC